Naegleria gruberi is the source of this 867-nucleotide messenger RNA. Its product is annotated as histone H3 variant. Gene Ontology annotation, molecular function: structural constituent of chromatin; protein heterodimerization activity; DNA binding. NCBI's taxonomy places the organism in Eukaryota, Heterolobosea, Eutetramitea, Acrasida, Naegleriidae. The record is from RefSeq and is a predicted model, not a curated record. Bases 1 to 693 code for a protein of 230 amino acids. The transcript is spliced from 2 exons. Gene Ontology annotation, cellular component: nucleosome.
AUGCCGCCAAGAAGAAGAGCAUCAUCAGACGAAGAUGAUAACAUCAGGCUAAGUGGUUUUCCUCAGACUAUGACUAGUUCGCAGAGAAUGCAACAGACUAGAAUAACACCAACAGGUCAAUUGACAACAGCAUCUUCAUCAAGAACAGGAGCUGCUUCCAGUAGUUCUACCACAAGGAGACCAACAACUGCUAGCAGAACAACACGAUCAUCCGAGAGUGAUGAUGAAAGAUCUAGUGGUGAUGAUACACCACCACCAAGAACGACACCAUCCCGACAAAAAGCCACAACAACAACACCAGCAAGAAAUUCUGCAGGUGUGCAAAAACAGAAAAAGACAACAACAUCAAAAUCCACAGCUAGAAGACCACCUAGUGGACCAAAGAGAAGACCUGGAGAAAAGGCUUUGGCAGAAAUUAGAAGAUAUCAAAAAACUACACAUACACUUAUUCCCAAAUUAACAUUUGCUCGUUUGGUGAAGGAAAUUUCGGAAAUGGUUGCUGUGAAUAGUCGUCUGAGGUGGCAAGCCCAUGCUAUUGAUGCUGUGCAAACAGCUGCUGAGGAUUAUUUGAUACACUUGUUUGAAGAUUCAAAUUUAUGUGCCUCUCACGCAAAACGAGUUACCAUUAUGGUAAAAGAUAUUCAACUUACGAGAAGAAUUAGAGGUGUAGCCAGAGAAGCUGUCUACCAUUAGUUCAAUCCUAGUGCUCUUAAUACUUCACUUAGUAUUAACACGAACAUUUGUGAAAAUUUUGUAAAUUAAACACCAAAAUAGAAUGGGGCUGGCUGUGACAUUAAAGUUAGGUAAUCAAGCUAUUCCACUAAGAAACUCAAAAUAACAACUAGUUUAAUAAAUUUCUUUUUUAUU